UACCUACAAUCCAAGGUCCGCGCCCCACUCUAAAGUGUUAUUAAACAUAAAAAAUAUUAAUUGAACAUUGUAAAAAAAUAUUCACUAAGAUAUUUUAAUUAUAUUUAAAUUCAUUCGUGAAUGUCUUAAAAUAUUACCUUCAAUCAGUGCGUUUGAAAAAAAGUCUGUUUGUCUACUUUCUUUUUUUCAUUCAACUCUUCUCUCUUCCACAUCUUAGUCACCUUUCUUCAUCAACCACCACCACCAUCUUCACCGAUCGCUGGAAGUUCAAUAAAAGAGCCAGCGAAGGCGGUAGCUCGAGAAAAACGGAAACAGUGACACGUCGUAGUCUCUUAGUAGUCAGCUUAUUUUAUGAUUUAACCAAUCGAUCUAUAAAAUAGUGAAACACCUUUGCCGUUUUACGGCUAAACAAUAGUCACGAGGAUGAUGAAUUCAUCACUGGUGAUUUUGCUACUUGUAGCGGUUUCUUUUGCUCAGAGUGAGAACAUCCGAGUAAAGAGACAAGAGGAGAAAAAGGAAGAAAGCUUCGAGAAUGAAAUAUGCAAGGACAAGGACGCAGGCGAAUGGUUCAGACUUGUCGCUGGUGAGGGUGAUAAUUGUCGAGAUGUAAUUCAAUGUACAAGCUCAGGAUUGCAAGCUAUAAGAUGUCCAGCUGGGCUUUACUUUGACAUCGAUAAGCAGACAUGCGACUGGAAGGAUUCAGUCAAUAAUUGCAAGCUCAAAAACAAGGAAAGAAAGGCUAAACCUCUGCUCUAUACUGAAGAACCACUUUGUCCUGAUGGCUCUUUAGCUUGCGGCGAUAGUUCUUGUAUUGAACGGGGACUCUUCUGUAAUGGAGAAAAAGAUUGUGCUGAUGGAUCCGAUGAAAAUGUUUGCGACAUGGAUAAUGAUCCAAAUAGAGCACCACCUUGUGAUCCAGCAGUUUGCUCCCUCCCUGAUUGUUUCUGUUCUGAAGAUGGUACAUUAAUUCCUGGAGACCUUCCGCCAAAAGAUGUUCCACAAAUGGUUACAAUAACUUUCGAUGAUGCCAUCAACAACAACAACAUUGGACUUUACAAAGAAAUCUUCAAUGGAAAACGUAAAAAUCCUAACGGCUGUGACAUCAAGGCCACCUUCUUUGUAUCUCACAAAUAUACCAAUUACUCAGCAGUUCAGGAAAUGCAUCGAAAAGGUCAUGAAAUUGCCGUUCACUCAAUCUCGCAUAACGAUGAUGAACGAUUCUGGUCUCAAGCGACAGUUGAUGAUUGGGCAAAAGAAAUGGCUGGAAUGAGAAUCAUCGCAGAGAAGUAUGCCAACUUGACGGAUAAUAGUGUCGUUGGUGUGAGAGCGCCUUAUCUACGAGUCGGUGGAAAUAAUCAAUUCACUAUGAUGGAAGAGCAAGCUUUCCUUUAUGACUCAACAAUUACUGCAGCACUUAAUAAUCCUCCACUAUGGCCAUAUACGAUGUAUUUCAGAAUGCCUCAUCGUUGCCAUGGAAAUCUUCAACAUUGUCCAACCCGGUCUCAUGCUGUUUGGGAGAUGGUAAUGAAUGAGUUGGACCGCAGAGAAGACCCUCAGAAUGAUGAAUACUUGCCUGGCUGUGCUAUGGUUGAUUCCUGCAGUAAUAUUCUAACUGGAGACCAAUUCUAUAAUUUCUUAAACCACAACUUCGAACGUCAUUAUGAACAAAAUCGUGCACCACUUGGACUUUACUUCCAUGCAGCUUGGUUGAAAAAUAAUCCCGAGUUCCUUGAUGCUUUUCUCUAUUGGAUUGAUGAAAUUCUCGCUAACCACAAUGAUGUUUAUUUCGUCACAAUGACUCAAGUAAUUCAAUGGAUCCAAAACCCACGUACAGUCACCGAGUCAAAGAACUUUGAAUCUUGGAGGGAAAAAUGUGUUGUUGAUGGACCACCAGCAUGUUGGGUUCCACAUACAUGUAAAUUAACAUCUAAAGAAGUACCUGGGGAAACAAUCAAUCUCCAAACAUGUGUACGAUGUCCCAAUAAUUAUCCUUGGUUAAAUGACCCAACUGGUGACGGUUUCUUUUAAAUAUAACUAAUAAAUCAUCAAGUCACUUACUACCUUGACCCUUGACUUGCACGAAGACAUGUUGCUAAAGUUUUUUUAGCAGUCUGUGCAAGAAUUUAUACACCUGCAGAGAAUGCGAAAGAGUCUAGUGAUCUACGUGAUCUCCAGUGCCCAAAAAAUCAUAUUAAAAUGCGAAACAUGCUUUUUUGGUACUGAAAUAUAAUUUUAUCAUGAUUUUUGGGAACUAGGUCUUAUAAUCCUGGAGUUAUAAGAAACUUCAAAGUAAAUAAUGAUAAAUAUGAAUAAUAGAAUGAAAGGGAGGGAGAGAAAGAGAAAAAGAAAUAAGUGAAAAAAAAAAUCUAACUUUUAUUGCUUCCUUUCAAGCGAGCAAAUAAAACCGCAAAGACAUUUGUAAUAUAGAUAUGACAAUUUUUUCCCAUCUUAUUUCUAUGUUUUUUUUUUGUUUUCUAUUUUUAAUUUUUUUUUAUUUUUCUUACUUCUUCGACAUCUUUAUUUUUUAUUCUGUUCUCUGUAUCCCUAAGCAAUCCACCAAAAGCUCCUGAAGAACGUCCUUAUUUUUCUAAGGGUUGUUCAUAUAAUUAUUAAUAAUUAUGUUACAUGUGUAUGUAAAUUUAUAAAAAAAAA
Chelonus insularis is the source of this 2652-nucleotide messenger RNA. It is a transcript of the gene serp, whose product is annotated as chitin deacetylase-like protein serp. Gene Ontology annotation, molecular function: chitin binding; protein binding; hydrolase activity, acting on carbon-nitrogen (but not peptide) bonds. Gene Ontology annotation, biological process: carbohydrate metabolic process. The transcript is spliced from 5 exons. The coding region runs from base 424 to 2028 and encodes 534 amino acids. The record is from RefSeq and is a predicted model, not a curated record. NCBI's taxonomy places the organism in Eukaryota, Metazoa, Arthropoda, Insecta, Hymenoptera, Braconidae. Gene Ontology annotation, cellular component: extracellular region.